This is a messenger RNA of Entrophospora sp. SA101, 603 nucleotides long. The record is from the annotation of a GenBank genome assembly. NCBI's taxonomy places the organism in Eukaryota, Fungi, Glomeromycota, Glomeromycetes, Entrophosporales, Entrophosporaceae.
AUGUUUUCUGGAAUUUAUCAAAUCUUUGCACCAUUUGGAGGAAUUAAUGUUAUUCUGAUAGGUGAUCUUGCUCAACUUCCCCCAAUAAAUGGACAUCCUGUAUACAAAUCUCCUAUUUGGAAAGUUUUCUACCCAAUUUUUCUUCGUCACUCUCAUCACCAACAAAAUGAUCCAUUUUUCUAUAAUGUCUUGCAAAAGAUAAGACUUGGAAACAAAACACCAUCUGUUUGGCAAUUUUUACAAGAAAAAGCUAAUCAAAGUCUUUCUUUAGAAAUGUCUUCAUUGCACACAAGCUAUAUUGUUGGUGGAAUCUAUAGAAUGAUUCUCUUGGGUGUCUUCUACCUUCCUCGUAGCCAUCAUGAUUUUGGUGUUUUCCAAAGAACAAUUGAAUUAUUAACUCAAUUCAAAGUGAUUGUUAAUCAAACAUCUGAAAUAUGCAUCCAGAGCUUAAGAGGGCUGCAAGAUACAAGAUGUACAAAACAUGAUGGUUCCACUGUUCUUUCCGAAAUUGUGAAAAAUAAUGAAUCUUCUUCUAAAUCACCACCUCAUGAAAGGAUGACAAGAUCUUCAUAUCAUUCUCCAAUCAAAAUUCCGCUCUUUUAA